AUGGCUCCUCCUCCACGUCUACGCAUCCUGUCCGUGGGUGGCAAUGCGAUCUCUGCCUUUUUAUCGUGGCGGCUUCAGGCGACGACUUCCUGCGAUGUCACCCUGGUCUGGAAAUCUGGAUUCGAAGCCGUGUCUCAAUACGGUGUCUCCUUCAAAUCAAAAGCAUUCGGUAAUGAACGAUUUAAGCCCCGUCAUGUUGUUCGCGCUCCCGAAGACGCUUCCUCCCGCGAACAAGCCUAUGACUAUGUCAUUCUCUGCGUGAAGGCUCUCCCGGAUGUCUAUGACUUGGCUUCGGUGAUCGAAUCGGUCGUUACCCCCCAACACACCUGCAUUCUUAUCAACACCACGAACACCAUCGGCCUCGAGUCCCAUCUCGAACAACGAUACCCGACCAACGUGGUCCUUUCUCUAGUUUCCAACGUGGAAAUCACCCAAACGGGUGCUAGCGAGUUUGAGCACCUCAGUUCCAGUGAAAUUAUUGUGGGCGCGACCAACAAGCAGUCCUCUAUUCCCGCAUCUAUUCAGAACGACAUGGCCGCAGCAUUGGCCAUGACCCUGGGCUCGGGCCAGGUCGAAUGCAAAGUGUCGGAAAAUAUUAGACAGGAACAAUUUGACCGGAUGAUUGGGCCGAUCGCAUUCCAUACCGCAAGCGUCGUUUUCGAUACCCCUAAUUCCACACAACUACUGGAGAAAGCCGGUGUUCGCCAAUUGGUGAACGGAAUUAUCGACGAGCUUUUGGAGCUGGCCACUGCGCAGGGCUGCAAAUUCCCGAACGACUUCCGACAGAAGACAGUUGAGAAGAUGACCGCAUCUGAAGCCCCCAGCACCAUGUACCAGGAUUUCCAGGCUCGCCGCCCGAUGGAAGUUGAGACCUUCUUGGGAUCCCCAAUCAAGCUCGCCACCGAGUCCAACGUGCCCGUGCCUCGUAUUGAGGCCAUGUACGCCAUGCUCCACAAUGUCAACAUUGUGAACCAGUCCAAGCCGCGACAAGGCGAUUCUCCUCCCGCCUCAGUUAUCGGUCAUCCUCCUCCCAGAAUGUCCUCUGCUCCUCCGCAGCGACCCCCUAUGAAUGGUGCUCAGAUGCGAUCGAGCCGCACGCACUCGAGCAUGGGGUUGCCACCAAAUGCACGACGAGGCCCGCCCCAGGGCAUGAUGCCAAGAGGCCGCGGUGGUCCUAUGCCUCCUCCUGGAAAUGGCGUUCCCCGUGACCCGUCAUUGGAAGGUCUGGAGGAGUUCAGCCACCUGGUGGUUUACGACGGAGCUGAAGGUGAAAUGCCGCACGCUAAUGGCAAUGGCUUCCCUGAGGGCGCUGCUGGUCCCGGUACUGAUAUUGCACUGAGGGAGCGUGAACUGGCUUUGCGCAAGCGCGAAUUACAGCUUCGCGAGCAGGAGAUGGGCAUGGGCAUGGGCAUGGGAAUGCCUAUGCCUCCGGGUAUGCGACGAGGCCCUGGCCCUGGCCCUAGCCCCGGCCCUCGACGACCACCUCCCCGAGCGACGGCUUUUGACGAAGAGGACGAAGAUUACUUUGACCCGAUGGAUUCCAUGGGAAUUCCUCAUGUCGACCCGGAUCAGGUUGAUAUGAUGAGCAUCACCUCUCGCCGAGCACGCAAGGCCCCGAGCCAGAGCCAACUUAGGAAUAACCCGGAGCGCUUCGCCGGCCCUCCCAUGCCUAACAGCCGACCCUCCUCCUCUGCAUUCGGUCGAUACUUCAACCGCAAGCCCCGCCCAACUGACCGCGCCAUGCAAGAAAUCCCGAGUCUCCACGACUCUCUUCUCGAUAACCCUUUAAUGAGCUACUCUUCCGACAGAUAUGGAUCCGUUGACCGCAGUCACUUGAAUGCAGGCUCUCGCGCAAAUUCCAUCACUGCUAGUGCCAUGGGCGAUUUCGCUCCCCCGCGUCCCUACCCUACGAGUCGGCGAAACAGCCACUCCCCCGCCGCUCCCUUCCCUGGACCCCCGGGCCCUCGCAUGGGUCGCCCCAUGACAGCCCAUGACCCCAAUCUUGGAAUCCCUGGUGCCCCUUCAUAUAACGGUCAACCGUCGCCGCCUGGAAACAUGCGGACACCGGUACCCCGGAACCCGUCUGGUCACGGCCCCCCGGUUGGCCCGCAAUCAGUUGAGCAACACUAUGGGGUGAGCAACUCUCCUGCCAAGGGACCCCCUCCCAAGAACAAGAGUCUGACUGGAAGUGCGAGUGCCAGCGCGGAGAGUGGUGAUAGCGGUGCCAGUGCGAACGUUGAUUCGGCUCACAGCAGCGAGGUCAGCCUUGGUGACCAGCACAUUGCAGCGGCUAUCCACUGA
Molecule: messenger RNA, 2301 nt
Organism: Penicillium atrosanguineum
Lineage: Eukaryota; Fungi; Ascomycota; Eurotiomycetes; Eurotiales; Aspergillaceae
Product: ketopantoate reductase family protein
Exons: 5
Coding region: 1-2301 (766 amino acids)
Cellular component (GO): cytoplasm
Molecular function (GO): oxidoreductase activity
Source: RefSeq, a predicted model, not a curated record